AUGGAGAAGCUAAGGAGAUCAUCCAAAACAAGAAAGCCCGAUAUUGCCCGGUGCAAGAAGCACCCAAAGCACCAACAAUCGCCCGGCGUUUGCAGCUUGUGCUUGAGAGAAAAGCUUGAACGGCUUGCUCAAAAGCUGUCAACUUAUUCUGGCUCGCCACUUCUACUACGUAGAAUCACCUCUCCUUCGACGACGUCGUCUUUAUCUUCGUAUGACUCAUCCUCUUCGGGUUCUUCUUUGUCGUCUCCGGCACCGGGAUAUGAGCAAAAGGGCCCCAUUUCUUGGUUUCUGAGUGGUGACAAUAAUGUGCUCACUAAAAGUAGGUCGCUGGUUAAUUAUUUUCCAAGGAGAAUGAGAGGGAAAGAGGGCAGCGAGGAGAAGAAGAAAAGUAGGUUUUGGUCGAAGUUGCUUCGUCCCAGAAGUAAGCGGAGGGAAGAGAGUUUGGUGCAUUCUAGGACUGUGAGAGAGAUCAGGGUGCCUAAUCGGGUGUUUUGA
Messenger RNA from Prunus armeniaca (apricot), 495 nucleotides. Lineage: Eukaryota; Viridiplantae; Streptophyta; Magnoliopsida; Rosales; Rosaceae. The record is from the annotation of a GenBank genome assembly.